This is a messenger RNA of Rhagoletis pomonella (apple maggot), 282 nucleotides long. Its product is annotated as serine/threonine-protein phosphatase 2B catalytic subunit 3-like. Lineage: Eukaryota; Metazoa; Arthropoda; Insecta; Diptera; Tephritidae. Gene Ontology annotation, cellular component: calcineurin complex; cytoplasm. The transcript has a single exon. The record is from RefSeq and is a predicted model, not a curated record. The annotation marks the transcript as partial. Gene Ontology annotation, molecular function: calmodulin binding; calmodulin-dependent protein phosphatase activity. Gene Ontology annotation, biological process: calcineurin-mediated signaling.
CAUGACGUACUUAAGCAGCACUUCAUACUUGAGGGACGCAUCGAAGAGGCUGCCGCUUUGCGCAUCAUACAAGAGGGCGCUACAUUGUUGCGCCAAGAGAAGACCAUGAUUGACAUUGAGGCGCCAGUGACCGUGUGUGGUGAUAUUCAUGGCCAAUUUUACGAUUUAAUGAAAUUGUUCGAAAUUGGCGGUUCACCCGCCUCGACCAAGUAUCUCUUUCUGGGCGAUUAUGUGGAUCGGGGCUACUUUAGUAUUGAGUGUGUUUUGUACUUGUGGUCACUG